AUGCAGGGAUACUAUAUUGAUGUAUCAUUGGACGCAUCCCCACGAAAACGAGAGGACUGGACAGUUGAAUUAAUUGGUGCUCGUCUGUCAGUUUUGUUAUUUCCUACAGCACUUUUUGGCUUUUGGAAAAACACAGUUCUCGAAUUUAAUAGCAGAGGAAGAGAAAUAUUGGCCCUCAACCAUUCAUUACUUAUAGCAGCAACAUUGUCCCCUCUUGAACAUCUCUCUCUCUUUCUAUCUACCUAUGAACCUACUGGUUGGCACCUGCUCUCCACAAAAAAUGUGCACCAUUUCGCACUCUUAGUAUACAGACUUUUUGUGCUAUAUGCCGCAACCAAUCCAAAGCUCCCCUCGCUCCUUUGCCACUCGCCACACGACAAUUGGACACCUUUUGAUCAUUUCCCAUCCGUCAUUCAUCUCGUAAUAUAUGGUAUAGAGCUAUCCUCCAUACCCUCUCUUACUGAGUCACCCUCCACUACUGUGCUCCUACAUUAUUUGCUACGACUGACUGUCCGAUCUGUUGUACUGCUGUUGAUACUUUGCAUCAAUCCCUUUACCUAUGCCCUCAAAAACUGA
Messenger RNA from Phycomyces blakesleeanus NRRL 1555(-), 576 nucleotides. RefSeq lists its product as hypothetical. The transcript is spliced from 2 exons. Lineage: Eukaryota; Fungi; Mucoromycota; Mucoromycetes; Mucorales; Phycomycetaceae. The record is from RefSeq and is a predicted model, not a curated record. The coding region runs from base 1 to 576 and encodes 191 amino acids.